Doryrhamphus excisus (bluestripe pipefish) is the source of this 2176-nucleotide messenger RNA. RefSeq names its product transcription factor JunD-like. Gene Ontology annotation, molecular function: RNA polymerase II cis-regulatory region sequence-specific DNA binding; DNA-binding transcription factor activity, RNA polymerase II-specific; transcription factor binding. Gene Ontology annotation, biological process: regulation of cell cycle; regulation of cell population proliferation; regulation of transcription by RNA polymerase II. The record is from RefSeq and is a predicted model, not a curated record. Gene Ontology annotation, cellular component: transcription regulator complex. Lineage: Eukaryota; Metazoa; Chordata; Actinopteri; Syngnathiformes; Syngnathidae.
GUCGUGCCACAAGGAAGAAGGAACUAAUCGAGGAGGUCGGAGAGCCUCCUGGUGUUGGUCGGCACACACAUCGGUACACAAUAGGGUGGUUUAAAGGAGAUUUCAUCCAUGUUUGGACUCUGUUUGUGAAUGCGCACCCUCCUGUGAGGGUGUAGAAUGGAAAGGAGCCUCUACGGAGACACGGUGCUCACCUCCUUCACUGUCUAUCCUCGUACCACCAUGAUGAAGAAGGACAUUCAUAUCAACCUGGACGAACACACCUCCGAGCUGAAGACCAAUCCGCUCCGCGACGCCGACGGCCUCCUCAACUCACCAGACUUUGGGCUUCUCAAAUUGGCGUCCCCGGACCUGGAACGCCUCAUCAUCCAGUCCAACAACCCGGCAUCCCAGUUCCUCUACCCGAAGUCCGCCAGCGACGAGCAGGAGUUCGCCGAAGGCUUCGUCAAAGCUCUGGAGGAUCUCCACAAGCAGAACCAGCUGAGCGAGGCGGCCUGCGUCUCGGUGGACAGACUGGAGCUCCUCGGCGCUUCCGGCACGGUGGGAUCCUCCGGGCUGCAGACGUCUGAUCUUCCGGUGUAUACCACCUUGAACGGCUAUGCCGCCAGCCCGCUGGGCUCCACCACCAUCAACUACUCCACGGACACCAUCCCCUUCCCGCCGCCUCCGUCCCAUCUCAGCCCGCAGCAACAGGCAGCAACCGCCGCCGCCUUAUCGCGGCUCCAGUCCGGCGGCAUCGUGAAGGACGAGCCCCAGACAGUUCCGGACAUGCAGAGCCUCGGCGACAGCCCGCCUCUGUCGCCGAUUGACAUGGACAACCAGGAGCGUAUUAAGGCGGAGAGGAAAAAGCUGCGCAACCGGAUAGCAGCCUCCAAGUGCCGCAAGCGGAAACUUGAGAGGAUCUCUCGGCUUGAGGACAAAGUGAAGACCCUGAAGACGCAGAACACCGAGCUGGCGUCAACAGCCAGCGUCCUCAGGGAGCAGGUCGCCCAGCUGAAGCAAAAGGUGAUGAGCCACGUCAACAGUGGAUGCCAACUUUUACCAAACCAAGUCCAAGCUUACUAAUUCUGCUAGUGCUUGACUCUUGGAAAUCCUUAUGAGGUCUUUCAUGAAGUUCCUAGUGUAGAUCCACCCAGCAGGUGGGUGUGCCUGACAGGCCCGAGCUGGAAAUGAAAGGUCAAAGGUUAUGGAAGUCAUGCAGCACCAAGUGUUUAUGUGGAAGCUGGACAAUCUCUACAAGUGCUGCCAUUCAACUGUGUAUAUACUUGUGUAUAUAUAAAUAUAUAUAUAUACAUACAGCCUUACUUGUUUACACAAUGCACUUAGCAAUGACAAAUACAUAUAUAUUUUAUUUACUGAAACAUUUAUUAUACCUCCUGGUCAUAUUUACUUGUUUUUUUUAAUGGGCACAUGCAUGUUUUGUAGCUGUUGUAUACUAUACAAUGUAUGUACAGUAUUUGUCUCCGUGGUGGCUGUUUAGUAGCCUCCCGUGAAUGUACUUGUAUUCAUAUGGUGGAUUCUCAUCACUCUACCUGACAUUUAUUAAAUUCACUACAUUACUAAAGGUAAGCCUUUUAAGUGUUUUCACUUUACAAUGUACUGAUAAUGAAUUAUGAUCUUCCACUGGAUGGCAGAAGCUACAUGAUGAACUUAGAUGUAGACUUUUUGAGACAUUUAAUUUCAAUAAAUGUUGGGCAACGCCUCCAUAAAUUGAGAAAUGCUGACAUUAUGGAUUGUGAUACCCUCUGCUGGACAAAAGAAGAACAAGCUGUGCAGACACUACAUGAAUUAACAUUUGGGAGCAAUUAAUUGUAGCACUUCAACAAAAUCCAGCUGCUAGGAUUUAUUUAUUGAUCCCUCAUUUGGGCAAAUCUGGCAUGACAGUUAUUACAGCACGAUUCACACAACUAAUACCAGACGGGCAGAAAAAGGCUAUUUACAAGAGUUAUGACUGGGGGGCAGGGAGGGUGUUCUUGAGUCAGCUGCACGUCUGCAGCCGUAGUAAAACACAAAUAAUAGAAACACGCACAGUCCAAAAGUGAUUAUUUUAGCGUUGUCGGUUUGCUGUCUUUUCCAAUUAGCUCUACAUUUGGCUCUGUGGACAGAACAAUUAGAGGCGUCUAUUACAGGACGUGUGUGGAAAGAAUCAGCAGGGUUGUUUUGCUGAUAUUUGGGCGUA